This is a messenger RNA of Labrus bergylta (ballan wrasse), 1227 nucleotides long. RefSeq names its product melanocyte inducing transcription factor a (gene mitfa). The record is from RefSeq and is a predicted model, not a curated record. Gene Ontology annotation, biological process: regulation of transcription by RNA polymerase II; melanocyte differentiation. Gene Ontology annotation, cellular component: nucleus. Gene Ontology annotation, molecular function: DNA-binding transcription factor activity, RNA polymerase II-specific; RNA polymerase II cis-regulatory region sequence-specific DNA binding; protein dimerization activity. NCBI's taxonomy places the organism in Eukaryota, Metazoa, Chordata, Actinopteri, Labriformes, Labridae.
AUGUUGGAGAUGCUUGAAUACAGCCACUAUCAGGUGCAGUCCCACCUGGAGAGUCCCACGAAGUACCACAUCCAGCAAGCUCAGAGGCAGCAGGUGAGGCACUAUCUAUCAUCCCCCCUGGGUGGUAAAGCCAACAGUCAUUGCCCCAGUCAGCCCCCCGAGCAUGGCAUGCCACCCGGGCCUGGCAGCAGCGCUCCAAACAGUCCAAUGGCCCUGCUCACUCUGAGCUCCAACUGUGAGAAAGAGAUGGAUGAUGUCAUCGAUGAUAUUAUAAGCUUGGAGUCAAGUUACACUGACGAUGUUCUUGGACUUAUGGACCCUACUCUACAAAUGAAUAACACGCUCCCUGUGUCUGGUAACCUUCUUGAUGUUUAUGGCAACCAAGGACUCCAACUACCAGGCCUUGGCAUCAGCAACUCCUGUCCAUCCAAUAUUAAGAGGGAAUACACAGUAACUCCAGCUCCUGGCAUGAAGCAAGUACUGGACAAGACUGGAUCCUGUGGCCAGUAUGAAAGCUAUCACAGGUCAGAGGGCUUUCCAGUAGAAGCUGAAGUACGUGCUCUUGCUAAAGAGAGACAGAAGAAAGACAACCACAACUUAAUUGAACGAAGACGGAGAUUUAACAUAAACGAUCGCAUCAAAGAACUCGGAACCCUGAUACCCAAGUCAAAUGACCCAGACAUGCGCUGGAAUAAGGGCACCAUUCUGAAAGCCUCAGUAGACUAUAUCAGGAGGCUACAACGGGAGCAGCAGAGAGCCAAGGAGCUAGAAUGCAGACAGAGGAAGUUGGAGCAUGCAAACCGCCAUCUGAUGCUCCGUAUACAGGAGUUGGAAAUCCAGGCCCGAGCUCAUGGUCUCACAUUGGUAUCAUCCUCAUCUGUCUGCGCAACGGAAUUGAUGGCCAGAGCCAUUAAACAGGAGCCCCUCCUCAGUGACUGUCCCUCAGAUCUCUACCAGCAAAGCACAACUCCAGACAUGUCUCCUCCAACCACACUUGACCUCAACAAUGGAACAAUAACCUUUGACCAGAUACCAGCAGAUGCUGGGGACCCUGGCCAUUAUGGAAACACCAGGACAUGUAAAAUGGAAGAAUUGGUAAGGGAUAACACCCUAUCACCAAUUUCACCAAAUGACCCCCUGUUUUCCUCCAUGUCCCCGGAUUGCUCCAACAACAGCAGCCACCACGGUUCCAGCUCUGGUAUGGAGGAGAAUGAUCAAGGCUGUUAG